Molecule: messenger RNA, 1441 nt
Organism: Dendronephthya gigantea
Lineage: Eukaryota; Metazoa; Cnidaria; Anthozoa; Malacalcyonacea; Nephtheidae
Product: sushi, von Willebrand factor type A, EGF and pentraxin domain-containing protein 1-like
Exons: 4
Coding region: 155-1219 (354 amino acids)
Source: RefSeq, a predicted model, not a curated record
GAAAUAUGCAUCAUUAUUUGUCAUAAAAACUACCCAUACUUUUCCCCAGUUUUGGUGACACAAGUUUUGAAAAGCUUGUUGAAGAAAGUUGAUUAAAAAGAUAACGAUUUAAUGCGAAGCUGGUUGGUACUUUUUCAAUUGAAAUAACGCGAAUAUGGGCGACCAGAGGCCGCCAAACACUUCAGAGAACGACGAACACAUAUAUCUGGACGUAGUUCACAUUGCCUCGCGCCCUCCGUCGAAACGGUCACUGUUUCCGAGUACAGAAGAAUCACAAGAGAAGCCACCAGCCGAAAAUGUGGCACCGAAGAAAGAGGGCAAAAGAUCGAGCGGUAUCCAAAUAUACAUUCUUUACUUCACGAUAAUAUUACUGGUUCUUGCUUGCUUGGCUUUGGGUGCACUUUAUGUGAUUGAAAGACGGCAAAGUGCUAUGCUCGCAUCAGAAAAAAGAAAUACAUCAGAAAAAAGAAAUACCACAGUCGCAACUCCAGUACAACCAAAUUGUAAACCAAAUGUCUGUCCAGAAACAGCGGACGAGAACCUGGAUUGUGUUUCCAUGAAAUUGGAGCUGCUGAGAAGGGAGACGAUUUACAAUAACAACUGCAAGACACAACUUGGUGAAGUUGGAAACACUACUCCGAAGCAAUGUACUGCAGAAGCCUUGCAGUUCCAGUCCCCCUCGGGUGCUGUGACGUCACAUGGUUCCUUGGCGAUGGCGUCAGCAACUGUGUGUUUCUGGUGCAAGUCAUCGCAAGGAGUGCUCCACCAUAUCACAUACGACGAGCCAUCUAGUAAAGGUGGCUUUAGUAUUCUCGAAGAAAAAUCAAUGCAAAGUUCCUCUGAUACAAACUGGCAUUCGUUCUGCUGGAUCUGGUCCACUGGUGAAGAAUUUUAUCGAUUUUACAAAGACGGGAAACUUCUCAAAAGCAGGGAGAUUAAUCGGGAGCGAAGAAUGACCGCUGGCGGAACCUGGAAACUAAGGCUAAAAUUGGAUACAUCAGGUGCUCGAAAUGCUGGCGGAGGAGGAACGACGCCGAAGCAGUACGGGGAAAUAACGUCGGUCAACGUUUGGAAUCGAGUUUUGCGCAAAAAUGAGCUUGAGAGAAUUAUGACUAGCAGUUGUGCAUCAAUGUACAAAGGCAACGUAAAAUCCUGGAAUGACUUCAAAUCUGCCGCUAAAACAAAUGUUAAACUUGUAAAAUCGACCUGUUGCAAAUAGAUGUAUGAAGCCCCUCUUUUUGUUCAUGGAUUACCUUAUACCAGCCGACAAUUCCUCUGCAACAUAAUUCAAAGAUUAGCGUCUUUGAACCCGAAAACUUAUUAUUGUCUUGUUUAGACAAAUAUUCUAGGUUUUAAAACGACAAUCUUCGAAUUAUGAAAGAAGCACAGGCAGUUUUGAAGAAAUCUCUGAAAACAUUUCAUUUAAUUUUGACUUGUAAUU